AUGUCUGUCCAUGUAGCCAGGACGACCCGAAGGGACCCUAAAUCAGAAGACAGAGACUCGUUAUCUCUUCUUGAUUACCAUGAGGAGUCACUGUCACUUGGGAAUCUACUCGCUGCUCCCCCACUUGUGGACUUCGAGGUUUCAAAUGGACCGGCGGCCCCUCGUGUGAUACCGGCGCAUCAAUACAACCUCCGCUCGUGUAGCACGAGAUCAAACAACAGUGCUUCAGUGGGAAACCCUUUCAACGCGAGUCCCACUCCGGCUGAUGACCAUGUAGCUACCUCGACAGAGCAGGCACACCCUGGGCCGGAGCGUGCCCCCUCUACACAUCACGAAGCUGGGCAACCAAGCACAAGCACCGCUUGGAUUUUCGACCACGAUGACGAUUUUCUCCUUGGAGAAUUGCAGCUGGUCAAUGUUCCAGAGUGGUUCGACCAGGAAGCUGCGGAAAUGUCUCGGCGACUACCAGGGCAGGAUGGUGCUAAGAUUGCGAGGCGCUUCAUGCCUGUUGCGUUCAAGCCCCUUACACCUGACGACGCCGUUCAAGAGCAUGUACUGCGUGCAUGUAUGCACGCAAUUUAUAUCAAGCAUAGCAGCCCUGCAUGCACCGAGUCAGUUGUGGAGGCGGCACUCGAUGCCAAAUACCAUGACUACAUGUCACCUGGGUCCAGCAAAGCUUGCCAAGCGGCCGCUCCGUAUCUUCCCAGGACAUUCAAGCAGGCCCUCACUCUAUUAAGCAAGUACUCCAGCUGCAGAUGGCCACUGUUGUCCCGCUACGACCUUUGUCCCUGUGGGUUUUUAUUUCGCUGUGAACACCGUGAUGACAGUAAAUGCCCAGGCUUGACAGCAGGUGAAGGUGCUCCUUGUGGACGUGAGCGUGGCCAGACCUCUCGUUCACUGGUAUACAACUCCAUAGUUCAGUACCUCACUCGCAUUUAUGCAAACGCGCACCAGGCGGCCGAAUUCGGUUCAUGGCUGGAGCGCAGAUCAACCAGCUCCCUCAUGAUGGACAUCGCAGAUGGUGAUUAUGUGCGUCAGAUCCUGGAGUCGGAUCAGCGAUUCAGGGAUGACCCACGCAACGUCCUCCUCAUGGUCGUCACAGAUCCAUUCAUCGUGGCAUCAGAUGAGCAUGAGCGCUCCAGCACACCCUGGUUGCUGCUAUGCGUCAAUGCGCCUGCCCAUGUCCGUCAUGAGAUUGGGUAUGCAUCGGUCCUCUGCAUCAUGGGUGGCAACAUAAAGCCGCCCACGCAAAAACAUGGGCUCCCGAUGGACCACAACCAUGUCCUCGGUCUUAUUACGGACGAGCUGGAGGUGCUGGAUUCGAUUGGGUGUGAAGUCCAUGACGCCUCCCGAGGUGGAGCACCAUUCACCUGCUAUGCCAAGAUCAUCGCCCUGUCGUCAGACUACCGUGGUCUCCAGAAGCAUGUUGGGAUCAAGGGCACCCCUGCUCUCAAUGCCUGCUUCAAGUGCUGGGUUCACGGGCAUCGUGUUGGGCACAAGACCAUAUUCACCAACCACUUCACCUGGUUGUCACCUGCAAAUAGCUUGAGGAAAGAAAUGCGCAAGCUGCACACUACUGCAUGCGGUAGAUACUGGCCUCUGGAUGCCCAGCCGCCACGCCCCCGGAGCACACUUGAGAUGCGCCUGGCACUUGAGUUCCCCACUGCCACAAGCUGUGCAGACUAUGAGGUGGAGCAGUUGGCAUGCCCCUUGUACCGUCUGCGCUACUUUGACCCCGUCCUGGGGAUCCAGUAUGACGGCAUGCAUACAAUCGGUGGGGUCAUCAAGGACACGGUCGUCAAGGGGUUACAGGGCAUGCGAUCGGGUGAGGCCAGUGAUGCUAUCCGUGAGUAUGACCAGGGCAACAAGGUUGCCACGGACGCCGGCAAGGCCAGCUCCGACCAGUUGGCAGCAUUUCGAAAUGCUCUGGCAUCCGCUGCAAAUGCCUCGCCACUGACCCAGUAUGCCUCCCGAUUGGGGCGUCUCACUGGUGCGGGCAAGGCACACAAGACGCAUACAAUGUUUCUGCUCGCGGGGCCGAUCGGGUAUUAUGCCAUCGCUGCAGCGAGGUUGCCAGCCACUUUGGAGGGGGUGUACUUGGACCUUCUCCAGGCCUGCGGUGACCUCUGGGACAAGGCCAUAACACGGGAGGAGCUGAGCGGGCUGCGUGAGCGAGUAGCAUCUGCCAUUUGUGGGGUGGAGCGGCACCUGUCAGCAGUGGAGCUGGAUAUCAAGCUUCACAACUUACUCCACCUUGUGGAUGGUAUUGAGAUGUUUGGGCCCCUAUUUGCAUGGGCCAUGUUUCAACCGGAGUCCAUCUGGGGCAUGCUGUCCCGGCUUGCUCACAGUAAGGUCUAUAUGGAGUCUAGCAUGUUCUUUUCAGCGCUGGACAAGGAAGUGACGCUAAAGCUCCGGCAAUCGCCCGAGUAUGCUGUCCUGGGCAGGCGGGAUGGUGACGAGGAUGAAGUCGACCCGGGAAUGUGGGACCCCGAGACGUACUUGUGCGAGGGUUUGCCAGUUAUACGACUAGGGAACAUCGAGGAGGAAAUGUACAGACUGGGUCCAACGGAGCUAGAGGGGCUCGAGCUCUUGUAUCAGCGGUACAACAAGGAGGGUCGUGUCCAAAGUCGCUGCAAGAUCAUGAAGGAGAUCUGGGUUGGGGAGAUGAAGCUCCAGAAGGGGUCAUGGUUCCUGGUGCUGCCAGAUGCAGAAGGGGAUGGCCUCAUGUGGUUCGGGGUGGUGAAGGCCCUUAUCCGCCACAAGGGGCCAGACCGUGCCAUUUAUGAGGUAGUGAGGGCAGACUGGUUCCGGGGCCCAAGCCUGCAAGCCCAGGUUGACCGGCGUCUGCGCUGCCCAGUUGUGAGAAGCAAGCCCAUUAAAAUACCAGAUGGAGAAUGGUGGUUCGCCAACACUAUCGUGCCAUGGCCAUGUUGGGCGAUGCCUCAUCCCAGUAAGCCAUCCAGUGCAGGUCUCAAGGUGGUACUUGCUAGGCAUUGGCAUGUUACCAGGUUUCUCUCACCAUAUCCCCGCAUCUAG
Molecule: messenger RNA, 3036 nt
Organism: Volvox carteri f. nagariensis
Lineage: Eukaryota; Viridiplantae; Chlorophyta; Chlorophyceae; Chlamydomonadales; Volvocaceae
Gene: jtnpA2
Product: jordan protein TnpA
Exons: 6
Coding region: 1-3036 (1011 amino acids)
Source: RefSeq, a predicted model, not a curated record